Closterium sp. Yama58-4 is the source of this 2256-nucleotide messenger RNA. Lineage: Eukaryota; Viridiplantae; Streptophyta; Zygnematophyceae; Desmidiales; Closteriaceae. The record is from the annotation of a GenBank genome assembly.
AUGGCCAACCGAAGCCCCGUCAGCGACCGCGUGCUACAGGCGAUUGUGACUAUACAGAGGGCCAGGCGAGUGGCUGGAGAAGGCGCCAGGGGAGCCCAGGGAGGAAUAAGGGGUGGAGAGAGUCAGCAAAGUCAAGCAAGUCAGCGGAGCCAUGGCGGAGGGGCGGAUGGGAGGGUGCGUGGCGGGGCGGGCUCGCUCAAGGAGGUGAGUCACCUCGUGGCGGGGGGGGGGUCGCUGAGGGCGGUGGUGGCGGAGGUGGCGGAGGGCCUGGAGAAGCGCGAGGUGGAGGAGCUGAUGACGGAGCUACAGCGACGCCACGACUGGAAGGCCACCCUCGAGGUGUUCGCGUGGAGCCAGCAGCAGGCGUGGUUCCGGCCCAACAUGCGGCUGUACAACGCACUCAUGGGCUUCCUGGCGCGGGAGCAGCAGGCGCACGCCGCCACGCUGCUCUUCCAGGACAUGCUGCUGUCGCGCGCGCGCCCCAACCACUUCACGUACACCGCACUCAUCAACGCGUAUGGCCGUGCCGGGUGGUUCGAGGACGCGCUUGCUGUCUUCGAGCAUAUGAAGACGUGCGAUGAUGAUGACUGCCGGCCCAACACGGUGACGUGUAACGCGCUGAUUGGUGCGCUGUGCAAGGGGGGCAUGUAUGACGAGGCGGUGGAGGUGUUUAUGGAUAUGCGUGCGGGGGCGGGCAGGGCGGGCGGUCUGCCACUCAACUGCAGGCCUAACAUAGUGACAUACAACACGCUGAUCGACACCUUGUGCCGGGAAGGCCAGCUCGAUGCCGCUCUGCAGGUGCUGGACGACCUGUCAUCAGGCGUGCUGGACCCUCAAGUGGCGCCCAACAUAGUGACAUUCAACACCAUCAUCAACGCGUGUGGCAAGGCGGGGCGCGCCCCGGACGCCGAGGCCACGCUGCAGGCCAUGGAGCGCACCGGCAUGGCCCCGGACGGCAUCACGUUCACCGCGCUCGUCGACGCGUACGGCCGCAUGGGCGACGUGGAGCGCGCCGAGGAGGCGUUUCACCGCAUGCUGCAGGCGGGCAUCGCUCCGGAUGUGUUCUCCUACACGGCGCUCAUGGCUGCGUUCGGCCGCGCUGGGCUGUCGGAUCGUGUCUCGGAGACUCUCGCUGCCAUGCAGCAAGCAGGCGUGCCGCCGAAUGAGGUGACGUUUCUCACUGUCCUGGACGCGCACGGGAAAGCCGGUAACCACGAGGAGGCGGAGGCGACGCUCGCGGCCAUGGUUACGUGCGGUUACCGCCCGUCGGUUUACAGCUGGAGCUGCCUGAUUGACGCGUUUGGGAAGGCGGGGCUGUAUGCCAAGGCAGCAGGGGCGUUUGAACGCAUGCAGGCCGAGGGGUGCCGGCCGAAUCUGAUCACGUACGCGGCCAUUUUGUCUGCUUGUGCGCGGUGCGAGAAGUGGGAGGACGCGCUGGAGCUGCUGUACUGCCUGCAGAGGACCGGCGGCGAAUGGGAAGUCGCCAUGUGUCGCCUCGUGAUGGCAGGCCCAGAGGAGGAAGGAGACGAGUGUGCGAACGAGGAGGAGGUGGUGGAGGGACUGGUUAGAGGAGGCGCGCGGGGAGCGGCGGGCAGGAGGGGCGAGAGGGCAGACGAGGGGUUGUGGGAAUCAGCAGGGCGGAUGUUCGGUGCGUUUCAGGCGGUGCCGCUGGCCAUGCGGCGUUCCUUCUAUAACGCGCUGGCUGACGUGCUCUGGAGCUUCGGCAUGCGGCGCCGCGCUGCGCGCGUGGUGGCGCUGGGCCGCGGGCUGGGCGUGUACGGCGGUGCCGACGACCUGCACAGGGAGGCGCGCGGUGCACGCAGGGGGGGGGGUAAGCCAAAGGCGACUUUUGAGUCGACUCAAAAGUCCGUGUGGAGUGUGGACCUGCACGAGCACUCCAAUGGAUCCGCCUGUGCCUUCCUCUACCUCUGGCUGCGCGACCUGCGCACCGCCUGGCAGUGGCACAAUGAGAUUCCGGAGGCCAUCGAUAUAGUCACGGGUUGGGGGCGGCACAGCAAGCGCAAGGACGCCACGUCAGACAAGCCCGCACAGGUGGCGCCGCUCAAGGCAGCCAUCCUGAGGGAGCUGCACCUCAUGCGCUCGCCCUUCCAGGAACUUUCUGUCAAUGCCGGUCGGCUAGUGGCCGGCGGGUGGGCGGCGUAUUCUUGGCUGUUGCAGGAGGAGAUGGGGGAGCGGCUGGAGCUUAGGGACGCGCCUCAGCCCGUGCCUCCUGGGGACAAACCGUACCACUUUUGA